GACAGAAAUUGUUAGUAUUUCAACAAAGUGAUCACAGUAUCAGGCUUGGGCAAUUUUCUCCCAAGCUGAGUUGAAAUAUUCCUUAAUGCAUCUGUCAUAGUUAGGGUUUUACUGCUGUGAACAGACCAUGACCAAGGCAACUCUUAUAAGGACAACAUUUAGUUGGGGUUGGCUUAUAGGUUCAGAGGUUCAGUCCACUAUCAUCAAGGCGGGAGAGCAUGGCAGCAUCCAGUCAGGCCUGGUGCAGGAGUUGCUGAGAGUUCCACAUCUUCAUCUGAAGGCUGCUAGCAGAGUACUGGCCUCCAGGCAGCUAGGACUAGGGUCUUAAAGCCCACACUCACAGUGCCACGCCUACUCCAACAAGGCCACACCUCCUAAUAGUGAGCUUCUUUGAGGCAGCGUUCUUCAAGACUUGCAUUUUAACUUAGGUUAUUUCUUUCCUGUCCAACAGUCCAGCAUGGCGUGAGUCUGGUUAGGCUGCUGCAACUUUCCUUGUGGCAGAAUCUACUUUGUAGAAGAUGGAGAGUGGGCAUUGCUUUGCUAUUUAUUUAUACAGGUUCAUUCCACUGGGGCUGGAGAGAUGGAUGGCUCAGUUGGUAAAACACUGGCCACUAAGCCUGAUGACUUGAAUUUAGCACUUGGAACUCGCGUGUUGGAAGGAGAGAACCACCUCCUGCGAGUUGCCUCUGCCUGUGCACAUGCACUGUGGAACAUGCGUGUGCAAGCACAAAAUAAAUACAAAUAGGACUGGAGUGAAAAUUUAAAAUUCCCACUUUGAUUUUGCAUAUUAUAUUCUUAUCCACUUCAAUAUUAAACUGGAGGAGGUUAAUCUGUUUCGAGUAUCUCGGUGGUUUUUCUUAGGUUUAACACUGAUGCCUUAAGGCUGUAAAUUACUUUGAGAUAUACUAUAUGCCUAGACUGUUGUGUAAAGUAAAGGUAAGAUUUUCUGACUGCCCACACAAAAUUCCAGCAGCAAAGGAGUUAGCACUGCAAUGCUUAUCUAGAAGAAGGCAUUUUUUCCAGCUGCGUUGCUAACAAAGGCUCCGAGGGAGCAACUAGACAAACAUCUACAGUUUUCCUUGCAAAAAUAAUUUAUUGUUAAGAAAAGUAGAUAGACUGGAGGAUGGAGAUAAGGAUCUCCAGCCUCCAGAUGACAGAGAGUGGAAGCAAUUAUACCCUGGGCAUUUUGCAAUUAUAUCUGAAAAGUCCUUAUUUAAUGACAAGAUAAUGCCUGUCUCAAGACUUCCCUGAAAACUCCAUUUCUCUAACCUUUUCCUGGCUGCAGCUAAGUCACAUGCAUGCGUCUCCAGGCCUUAAAUGGAGGCUCCCAAAUGUGUUUUCAAAUAUUAGUGCUUCUCAAAUGAUGAACUUUAUCUGGUCCCUUUGUGCUACACUGAGAAAAAUGAUCCCCCAUGCAUCUUCUAUCCCUGGCAUUGGCGAAGGUACAGGAAUUUGAGGCUCAUACUUACUUGGUCAUCAUAUCUUUUUUUUUCUUCAUUUCAUUUCUUUUAUACCAAGUCCAUUUUUUAUCUCUUCAUUUUGCAGUAAUAGAAGAAGCCUUAACAGGCGCAAGAUUACAUAUUUAUAUCAGGGUUCAGACUGUGAAUUCAUUCUUUUCUGGGGAAGCAGAAAGAUCAUGUAAAAAUGGUGACCACAUGUUGACAGAAUGCAUGAUUUAACAAAACCAAAGGCAAUCAUUUCAAAGAAAAAUGUUUUAUUUUCUGCCAGCAGAGUAUAAUGGAGAGAAAUUGGCUGGUAUUAUUUUAAAAAAUUGCCCAAAUCACUGUAGUUAGUGUAAAAUUGUCUCUGGAACUAUUUCCUGUAAGUUAACCAGACAUAUGAUUGUAUCCUUUCUAUUUGAAUACUGAGGCUCACAUUUCAACUGUCUUGCAUGGAGCCAUCAGGUAUAAUAGCUCUCUGUAAAGGUGCUUCCGUUCCUUUUGUAGUUUUUUCCAUCUAAGCUUCCACCUCCCCUCACCCCAAACACAGAAAGAAGACUGAGAGUUUGUGGCUCCUUAGAACUUUAUGCUACAUGCUAUUGGCGACCAAAUCAAAGUCCUAAUUAAGCUGUUAGGCUCCAAGCCAGUGAGAGGCUGAGUGCAAUUAAGGUGAGCAUUGUUUCAGUAUUAAAAACCCUCCACCCAUUGCCAUUUGGAGAAGGUUCUCUUUUCUAUUUAAUGAACAUGGUUCACAAGGCUUGUUGCCUUUUCCCUGAUAGUCAAAGUGAUUCCAGACAUCGCUUACCAGCCCUGCUUAUGUUGUUUGCUGGUCUAGUGUGCAUGGAUAAGAGGGAAUCAGACGUAUGUGUCAAUGUAAGGACUAAUGCAGUUGGUUAUGGUUUCAGUAACCAUACAUUCACUUACCUCUAAGUAGUACUACCAGGGCAAGUUACUUACUGGAAUACAGGCCAUCAGAUGCUGGGGUGGCUUGUGAUGGUUUCAAAGGCCCAGGACAUGUUUGAGAGGUGGGAGGGUGGCUGCAUUCAGGUCAGUUACAGAUCAGAUUGCACGUGAGACUUAAGCGUGUUUUGGGAGAACCUUGCUAGUAGCUGUGCAAGCGAAUUAGAAGAUACUAUGAGCAUUGCUUAACCUUGGGGACAGGUGAAAGUGUUGCAUUCAUGCCCCCAGUGCCGAGAGUCCUGGAGCUCAUGAGCCAGGGCAGAAUUAUGAUCUGGAUCGAGCCCAGCCGCUGAUUGCUCACCCUACAUGUUUAGCAUUCUCUGGAAGUCUUCCGUCAUCUAUACAUAGAUGGCAAGUAGAUAUUCUUUAAAAAUGCAAGCAAAGCCACCAUCUGAAGCUCUCCUUUCCACCAAUAAAAGAUUGAUACUCAAAACUGAGCUCUGCCUCUCUGAUAAGCAAAGGCAUUUUUAGCUCUGGCAUUUGCCACUUACUGUUAACUAAAUGUUACUACUUUGUGUUCGGCCUGGUCAGUGAUGGAGAAGACCUGGGCUUUUGAGUACUGCAUUCUUAAACAGAAGUUUAGUGGGACCAGCUUUCAUUCAUGCUCCAGACUUGAGUUUAACAGUCAUGCAGUCUCACCACAGACUGCACAUUUGCUCACUGGACACAUUAGAGAUGUAGGAGAUGACACCAUGCUGGAUGGGAGGGUUUGCACCACUUAAAGUAGGGAAGUGGGCAACGCCUUCUAGUCACAGCAGACACAGCCCUCAGUGCAUGGGAGUUACAUAGCAGAAGCUCAAGUGAAAAGGGAGCCCUCAAGUUGAAAGAUACCCCAGGGAGCAACCCAUUUAUUUUAAGGUCAUUAAAUAGAGCUGGGUAAAUUAAAUAUGUACUAAUGCUACAAUGUGAUCUACCAUCUGAUUAUAUAGGGUAGAGUUAGAGUAUAGUGAGUAACUGUGACACACACACACACACACACACACACACACACACACACACACACGCACACACUGAAGCCUUCUUGUGCAGUAGACGUACCUCAUGAACUCUCGAGAGGAUCUUCCAAUAUCUUUAGUGUGCACUUGCUGACGUUUUAAUGCAAGGUCCAUCCAGGACCUUCUGUAUACAGCGUGGACUAAGACAGAUUUGUCUUGAGCGGCUCUAUUGGCCUUCUCCUACCUAGGACUGCAAGUGCCCUGACCACGAGAAAGAAGAAAACUCUUCUGCUUUGUGAGCGGUAGACUUCUUAGUACUGCCAUUUGUCUGUACCCUCUGUGGCCCACACAUGACAGAUUUACCUUCAGACCUAUGCUUUGAAAGUGCCCGGAGCACUGGCUCUCUGUGGACUGUGUAUGCUACAGAUUUGUGCUGUCCCAAGGAGGCCACAACAUCUGGUGAGUUGUGCGAAAGUUGGAGAUAGGAAGUCUUUCUAUCCUUGCAUUUUUGUAGUAUAUGUAGUAUAGAAGAUGCUAGGCCCAAUUUUGUAUUAAAAUCUAAAUCUUUGUUGAACACGCUGUGGCACAUGAAGGCUUAUAGAAACCAAUGGAAUAAUUCAAACUUCCCCUUUUCCACAUAUCAUCUCUCACAAAUGCUAUAGAGAUUUUUUCCAAGUUAGUUGUGCUUAUGUAGUGAAGAAUGUGAGGUUAUUUCCUGCAUAGGAUCAGCCUGAUUUUUUAAAUUUAAUUUUUAAUUUUUUAAUCUUUUUUUUAUACAUUUAUUUAUUUUACAUCCUGGUCACUGUCCCCUUCCAGGACAUUCCCUCCCACAAUCCUUCCCUCCAUCCCCCUCCUCUUCUCGUAGCAGGUGGGGGCCCCUUGGGUACCCCUCACACCCUGGCACAUCAAGUCUCUGGGAGACUAGGCACUUACUCUCCCACUGAGGCCAGACAAGGCAGCCCAGCUAGAAGAACACAUCCCACACACAGGCAACAGCUUUUGCAAUAGCUCCUGUCCCAGUUGUUCAGGAUCCAAAUGAAGACCAAGCUGCACAUCUGCUACCUAUGUGCAGGGAAGCCUAGGUCCAGCCUGAAUAUGUUCUUCUCUGACCAUAAUCAUUGUUCAAAUAUAGAUGUUGAUAACAACACAUCAAGAGUGAUUUUUUUAAUGUCUCAAAAACCUUCUAAAUGAAGCUUAUAUUCUUGUAUUGAAUUCAUAGUGAACAAAUCACUUGCUCUUUGCCUUAUCAAUUUUAUAAUGCCAUUACAGUCUGUCAGUAAAGUUACAGCCUAAAGUUGGGCAGACACUAUUUCUUGAUUAUAGCGCAAGUGGAAGGCAACAAACCGUAACGUGUGUGUGUGUGUGUGUGUGUGUGUGUGUGUGUGUGUUCAUGUGUGUAUGUGCCCAUGUGUAUGUCUAUCCAUAUGUGUGUGUCCAUGUGUAUCUCUCUCUUAGAGUUUUCUUUUUUGCAAACUGAGAGCUACUUUACAGUCAGUCCUGGGAACCACAGAUCACAAACAGGGAAGACGCCUACAUAAGAAUGUUGCUCCUACUCUUGCCUGCUGGGAAUCAAAUUGACUAGAAGUGUGCCAUUCUGAUCAACCCAUAAAGCAGCAGAUGGCAGCGGACAUCAUGGCUCUCUAUCCACCUGAGCUGUCAGCUUCCAUGCCAGGGGAACGAGAUACUAUCAGUGAGCGAGCCUGGUCGGUUGGGAGGAAGUGAGAAUGCUCCAGGUGCCCCUGGAGGGGAACUUGAUGGCUAUAAAAUGCACGCCAAAGUAAAAACAAACCGGGAGGAUGUCAGAACACACAGUAGAAGCAGAAGGAGGUUAGUUGUGGGCAAACAGCGGUUCUGCAGCUCAUCUUGCCUUGCAGAAAGUGUCCCUGCCUAAUGUCCUAAUCAGGGACAGUUAGCAUUUCACCUCAAGCCCUCUGAGGGUUUCCUGCCAUCUCCAUCCCCUUGCUCUAUAAUUUCUUUGCCAUUCUCCCUUGGAGUACUGACUCUGUCCUUCCUUUUGACAUUCUGAUGAGACACAUGCAAAUACAGCAAAUAUGAACAUCCAGGAGUCUCCUAUAGAUAGAGGUUUCUCUCCUGCCCCUACGAUCACGGCUCCGUCCAGCACAUGAAAGGACUGAUUGCGGUUUGGAAGUCUGAAUAUGACCAUAUGUAAUUACUGGCAGGGUACACAGUUUCUAGAUUCCUCUGUCCUAUCCCUUACACUGUUUGCCUGAGCUUUUGUGAUGCUAACUCUGACUCCCUCUGGAGAGUAGGGAGGUCAGGGGUUAUGCUUUGAAAGUGUACAUAUUCCUGUCGAGGAAGCAUUUAUGGAGAUGAAAGUUUGCAGUGUGUAUCUCUGUUUCUAUCCUCCAUUUCCCUGUACCUCCUAUCCCUUUCCUUCUAUUAAUGUCAUUUCUUGGACUGAUUUGCGGGUAGGUUUAAUUUCCAUAGUGCCAUUACUGGAUGUGUUGUUUACUAUUUAUAAUCAUGACUUUUAAGGACAUUCAGAUCAUCAGCGGCAUAAUCAUCAUUCAACAAAUACUUAAGGAAGUUGUCUGUGUGCACACGGCACUGUCUCAACAUUGUUAUUGCACUAAUAAAAACACAGUCGUGCUUAGCGUGUGCUUCUGAGGCAUCGAGUGGCAAUAUGUUCUGUUGGGAGGCUGCCCUCUUAUUGCCCAUUAAACUUCCUUGCAAGUCCAAUCCCAAAGCCUCCUCAGAGAAUCAAGGCCGCUCUUAGGAACUUUUGACUUUGAAAUCUGGAUAGGAGCCUCCAUCAUUCUACAACCUUGCAUUCUGCCUGCCUAUGAGAUCAGCACCAAAGAGGAUGAUGCCAAGGUCAGCCAAGCACUGGAGCAGUAACCAGAGCAACUCAGUGCUACCUCAGAGUGCCUGAGAAACUGAGCAUGGUAAAAUGAACUAUGGACAAAUAACUUCCUGUGCCACAGUAUGAGUAGCAUCAUGAUUCUGUCAAGGGAGGGUUUUUUAAAUGAUUUAAAAUUAUUGUAUUCUUGAACCUACGAUGGCUGGUACUUGAUCCACCCUCAGGCAUCGUUUCUUUUCUUGGUGUCAAGUACUUGGCUUUUCUUUAAUGGCACUAGUCUUAAUAACCAUACUUUCCCUGCAAAACCCAGCUUUUCACCUCACCUCUAUUUUAGCCAAACUAUACAUUCUUACAACGUUUACAUUUUUUCUUUUGCUCACAGUUCUCACUAAGAACUUGGAUAAAAGCUGCCAGAGGACUGUGUGGUAGUCUUCAUUGUCUAUAAUCACAUACGCAUUCCGGUUUCCAGAAUCCUUACUAGAACUGCCCACUAAGUUCUACCGACAGCAUCCCUGGGAUUCACAAAUUCACAUCUCUAAAUGUUUCCAAACUCCUCCCACACAUCCGGUCCAAAUCUCCUGAACCAUGUUGUCAGGAAUAGUUGCAGAUGUCCCACAUACACAACACUUCCCAGGUGCUAAUUAUUUGCAUUAAUCUGCUUUCUCACAAAACACUAACUGAGUGAAGAUCUGUUUGGGUUCAUAGCUUCAGAGCAAUGAGACCGUGGUUUGCUGGUUCCUUGGUUUCUAGGCCUGUGGUAAAGUGGAUUGUCAGGACAGAAGGGCAACACUGGGUCAGAGCUGCUCAUCGCAGCAUAGUCAGGAAGCAGAGAGGAAAACAAGAAGGGACCAGGAACAAAAUCACUUCCAAUGGUAUGUCUCCAGUGACCCAUUCAUUCCAGCCAGGUCCCAUCUCCUAAAGUUGUCACCACCUUCACCUCUUGGAGAUCAAGUCUUUAAUGCACAAGGCUAUGGCAAACAUUUAUAUUCAAUACCUAACACUGGGAAAAUAGAAACAGAAACUGACUCUUAGAGAAAAUGAUCAUACGUCACCAGGGUUUCUGUCCCCUUCCCCCAGACUAACUUAGAUUCUCUUAAUUUUCCUUCAUUGUUAUGCCCCUUUCCCGCGUGAUCAGAAUUUGUUGUUAUUGUUGUUUAUUUUUGUUGUUGUUGUUGUUUUGAGACAGCGCUUCUCUGUGUAGUCCUGGAACUUACUCAGUACACCAAACUGGCCUCAAACUCAGACAUCUGCCAGCCUCUCAAGUGCUGGGAUUAAAGGUGUGCUACCACUACCCAGCAACCAUUUGAUCAAUUUUUACCUUACGUUGGAAACAUGUUUAUAGCCUAGGUUCUAUGCCCAUAAUUAAGUUUAAGUUCUGCCUUCUAGAAAGGCCAUUCAAUGAUGUUGAACCAGACAUUUCCAAAUUCUACAAGCCAAUAAACCCCACAGAUAUCCUAAGAUAUCCACAGAUAUCCUAGGAUAUUCAAAGAUAUCCUAUCCCUAUCUCUCUCUCUCUCUCUCUCUCUCUCUCUCUCUCUCUCUCUCUCUCUCUCUCUGGCAAAGACUUACUAAGUAUCGAGCCCUGAUUGGCCUAGAACUCUUUGUGUAGAAAAAGUAUUCCUGGAACUCACAAAGAUCUGCCUUCCUCCAUGUAUUGGGAUUAAAGGUGCGUGCGACCAUGGCCUCACCAAGCGUUUACAUUUUACAGUAAACAAAAAGACAGUACUGUUAAGACUCUGUGUUUCUUUAAGAAAGACUAGAGAGGCUAGAGAGUUGGUUGGGCAGUGGUCAGGAAGCUUGCAACCACCAGAUAAUUCCGGUUCCUGAGGACUGAAGCUUAUGUCUAUAUACAUAGACAUAAUUAAAAUAAAUCUCUUUCAAAUUUUUAAGGCCACAAUCAUUUUGGUUUUGACAUUCAUAUGUAGAAAGAAAAUUAUUUCCUGAGUGAUAGAUGGCAUUGUUCAGUAACUUCCAGGUUUCUUAGUGUUCCCCAUUUCUUCUGGACAGUGUGCUCCAGGACUAUUUAUGAUCAGACUUGUCCCACUCUCUUCUGCCCAUUUUUGCAUGCUUGCAUACGAUCCUUUUAUUCAUUAGGUUUAGAAUUUAUAAACCUCUUUAAGUUCAUUUAUGAUAUGCUAAUAGCAAACCAUAAAAUUAAAAAUAAACAGAGGGCCCAUGAGAUGGCUCCUCUAAAAUGCUUUUGCUUCAAGCCUGUUGGAGUCACUUUGCCCCCUGCGGCUCACAAUGGAAGGAGAGAACUGACUCCACAGCCUUCUGUGACUCUCUUCUGAUGUCCUCACACAUGCCGUGCUUUGCCACACAGAAAGACAUAUUUAAAAAAAAACAUUAAAAAUUUAAAAGCAAACACAAAAAGAAACAAAUCAACUUUACUGUUUCUCUUACACGUGAGUUGAGAAGAGACAUCACUACUUCUAAUGAGUAAGUCUUUCUAAGGGAAACUGACCAGAAGAAAAUGACACAGAAGGACAGAUCAUUGUCAGAGCAGCAUGGCGUACUUAGUAAGUGAAUACCCACUUUAAGCUCAAAUAGCUUCUCUAAGAACUUGGAACAUAGUGGGUAUUUACAAGAGGUCUGUUUGGAAGUAGCCACAUAAGACGUUUAGCCUUCUCCCAACAGUGAUCCUGGUGUGUGGAUCCCGGGGUGUGCUUGAAUAUAGGUGUUGCCGCAUGGGACCAUGACAAAGGUGCCCACUGCCCACUGAUCUUCAAGCCAUCUUGGUAACUAGAUUUCCUUUUUGGUAAUACUCCUGUCUUUCAGAAGAGUAAAUGAUCUUUUGUUGGCCCAUAGUUCAAAUAGAGACCUAGCGAGGAAACCUUUUCCUUGGUUUAUCUCAUUUCGUGCAAAUCCAAGGGGAACACAGGAGAUAGUGUAGAGAUUGAGGUGAAGGUCUCUGUAAAGUGCCUAUAAAAGAGAGUCCAAGUCACUCAAGGAUGUGUGGUACUCCCCUGCCAGGAGGCUCGAGCUCAAACACAUGUGGGCAGUUUAUGUACUUCACCUAAUUACAUGGUGUCUGACAGAUUCGGUUACUACAGUUAUUAGGGUGCUGAAGGCUGAAUGCAUGAACUUUCACAUGCAAGGGAACUACUUUUUCUCUGAGCCACAGGUCCAGCCAGAGUUAAGUAUGGAGGCUUUGUUUGUGAGGUUUGGAGCAGGCACGGUGGCAGGGACCAAAGUUGGACGAUUACAUUAUAUGCUCAGUCAGGAAGCAGAGACUGAACAAGAAGCCAUCUCACCCUCUCCUAAAGAACCUCAAGGUCAGUCCUUCCCUCCAGCAAGGCUAUUCCUCCAACAGUUUCCACACACAACAUCACCAGCCAGAGACCGAGUGUUGAAGCAUUUAAGUCUAGGAGGUGGAAGGGCUUGCAUUCACACCCCAGCAGGAGACACUGGGACAACUGACAUCUUCCAUUGCUCUGUUCAGGUAUGCGGUCUCUUGAUAAUGCCUGACAAACCAGCAUGUUUCCUACUCUAGCUGAGAACCCUCUUACAGUUUGGACGUGUGCUCCCGUUAAAGCUACCUCGAUUGUUCAAAGUACAACUUUAUUUCUGGCUCUUAAUUGAUAAGAGAAUAGGACAUCUCCAUAUGCUCUCAUCACAGGAGAACCUUUUGAUUUCCCAUAAGCAACUUGCAAGUCCAUACGAUCAGAAAUCAGGCCUAAUUAUUAUAUCUUUAUUUUUUUAUACUUCUAAUUGAUGUUUGUCACCGUGUUACAUAAGCACAUUUGGCUCUCCAUGAUUGUAGUUCCCUAGCCAGACUUUCAUUGAGACUAGUAGACGUUUUCUGAAAAAUUUCAAAGAAUGUGAAUUCUGGGCAGUGUGCGGCUCCUGAGAGAGUACAGGAUGCUGAAGAGCAGGCGGGUAUCCCUGCGGUGUCUUCUUUAUGAACUACCUAUGCCUCUUCCAAUCAAAUCUUACACAUUACCUUAGUGCGAAUCAACAUCUGGGUUGUAGACAUAUAACAUGUAAUGCCCUGAAGCCGCCUUGGCUGCAGGAGUCCAAACUGAAAUGAGCAGUAACUACCCUGGCUGUAACGGUCUGACCAGUGUGUCACACUCAGCCAUACUUUGACUUUAGUCAGGGUCUGAGCUUGUAUUUUAUCCAGCCUGUACUGUCUAGUAUUCUGUUAUUAUAGUAAUGUUUCAUACUCUGUAUGAUUUAUGGCCGUGACUUUGUUGUCUUGGGCAGUGACUCAUAGAGAAUGCUACUCCUGAACUGAAGUGCAUUCUAUCCACAAGCAGUAGCUUUUAGAUUAUGGUCUGGGCAAAGCAUCGUUUUGUAUUUUUUUAAUGACAGUCAUUUGAGUUAGGGGUGUACAUGUGCGCAUGUGUAGAGGUCAGAGGACAGCUUUUAGGAGUCGUUCUCCUCCUUUUACCAUGAGGAUAAAGGACUCAUAUUCAUUGGGUAAAAGUCGUAUAUCAUAUCGGCUGUCAGUCUUGGCAGUAAGUACUUUGAGCCACCAAAUCGUCUCCCUGGGUACCAUUCUUUGGAGUAUCGAAGAGUUACAAAACAGUGUAGGAGCCAAGGCUGUGCACCGAAGGAUUCAGUUGUCUGGUUGAGACUCUUGGUUUAACCUCAAUAGGAAUAACUGCUUCUAGUUCUUUUCUUCUAAUUCAGUUCUCUUUAUAGGGAGUGACAAAGCCAUCGUUUUCUCUAAGCACAUUGUAGACUCUAAGGCUGCAAAGAGCAUCAGGAUGAAAUUCGAUGGCACUUUUGGAUAAACCAUUUAGUCAGCAAGGGCUACCUUUUGGCAUUCGGGUACUCUCAUCUUUUACUUUAAUAAACUAAUCUUUUAUUUUAAAAAACACUAUGUAAGACGAUAUAGGUUUAUUGAGGACCAGUGAUAUGGUUCAGCAAGUAAAAGUACCAGUUGACAAGCCUGACAACUUGAGUUCAGUAGUGGGGACCCUCAUGGCGGAGGAGAAAAACAGUUGUACAAGGUGUCCUCCAACUACCACACGCACAGCAGGGCAUGUUUUUGUGCACAUGCACCCACACAAAAUAAAUAACUGGGUAAAACAUGUCUGUUGUACAAAAUAUUAACGUUAGCAUGUAGGAAUGAGCAGUCUUAAUAUUUUGGCUACUGGAAGUGUAUCUAGAAUUAGAUGUAUAAUUUUCUGGCUGUUUAUACAGACGUAGAUACAUAGAUUCAGUUUUAUGAUUUCCUGUAUAUGCUCUUUAGAAGUUACCUUUAUCAACUAACAUAUUGUAAACACAUUUCCCAAUAUACUAGAAAUAUAUUUGUUCAAAUCAUUGGUUACCUUUUCUUAACAAUUUUUGUGAAGUGAGCUUCAAAUUGGAUGGACUUUUAAGCCUUUGAAUAUGUAUUUGACAAAUUAUUCCCUGAAAAUUAGUUUCUAAUCCUGGCAACAGUACAGUGCUUUUAGAAUCCAGAUGAAAAAUUAAGUAAAUAGUUUUUUUAAAGUUUUUCCCAAGCCAGUGAGAUUGCUCGGUUGAGUUUGGGUCACCAGUAUCCACAUAAAAGUGGUCUAGAAUUAGAUACGUUUAGUGGCUUUACCCCUAGUGCUGGGGAAAAAUACUUUUUCUGGGGCCUGUUAGUCAUCCAGCCUACCCAAGUUGAUGAGUUUUGAUUUUGGUGAGAGAUCAUGUCUCAAAAAAUGUAAUGAGGAAGACAUUCAGUGUUUAUCACUGGCCUCUGCACGUAGGCACCCACACAUGCACACAUCUAUAUACAAUCAUUCGCACCCACACUCCUAUCCCCAAACCCAAGUUAAGAAAUAGCUCAUACGGUCGCUAUAGGCUGUUGGACCUCAUAGUGACUGUGGUGCUUAAAGAACAGAUGGUCCUUUUCCUCUGCUGUGUCCUCUUCCCAAAGGAAUGCAGACAGUUACGCCAUACAGACAUCUUCCUUUACGGGCUGGGUGUGGCAGUCACGUGAUCACAGCUUUAUUUCCACACUUAAAGAUCUUCAGACUUGUCAAGGCAUGCGUGCUGUUUCCCAGUGAGACACAGCACGCUUGAGCGUUUUAAACAGCUCUCUCUCUCAGUUGUGCUUUCAAAAGUGUUUGAAAUCACACUUGAAGGAAACUGAAAGAAAAAGUAAAAUUUCCCUUUAUAAAAAGAGGUCGUUUUGAAUUUGAAUUCCAAAGCAGUUGGGUUUGUGAUUUGAAGCAAUUAAUAGCCCAACCAGAAGAUUGAAAAUGGGGAUUUGGGCUGGAUAUUUCAUUAAAGAAUUAAGUUUUUAAUAACAGUUAUUGUGGAAUCUAUGCAGGUGAUUGUAAAUUACAUCGAGCUUUAUCAGUGUCGGUCGUGGAAGUUCAAAAGAGAAAGCAGAUCCGGCGUCUUGUCUCUGCAGAGUUUACAAGCACUGAGAAAGGAGAAAUCCAGAGAUGCUGCUCGCUCCCGCCGGGGAAAAGAAAACUUUGAGUUCUAUGAAUUGGCCAAGCUGUUGCCUCUUCCUGCCGCCAUCACCAGCCAGCUCGACAAGGCGUCCAUCAUUCGACUUACAAUUAGUUAUCUCAAGAUGAGGGACUUUGCCAACCAAGGGGACCCUCCAUGGAAUCUGAGGAUGGAAGGCCCUCCACCAAACACCUCUGUAAAAGGGAUUCAAAUGUGGAAAUCUGAACUCUGCAUGAGAAAGACACCAUGUGAAGUUAUAGGUGCACAACGAAGGCGGAGCCCGAGUGCACUGGCCAUUGAAGUAUUUGAAGCACAUUUGGGAAGCCACAUUUUGCAGUCCCUGGAUGGCUUCGUAUUUGCACUAAAUCAAGAAGGAAAAUUUUUGUACAUUUCUGAAACCGUCUCUAUCUACCUAGGCCUCUCACAAGUGGAGCUGACAGGCAGCAGCGUCUUUGACUAUGUCCACCCUGGGGACCACGUGGAGAUGGCAGAGCAGCUGGGCAUGAAGCUCCCGCCUGGGCGGGGCCUCCUCUCGCAGGGCACCACAGAGGACGCGGCCAGUUCGGCAUCUUCCUCCUCUCAGUCAGAGACCCCUGAGCCAGUGGAGACAACCAGCCCCGGUCUGCUAACUACUGACAACACCCUUGAACGGUCCUUUUUCAUCCGAAUGAAAUCUACUCUGACCAAACGCGGAGUGCACAUCAAGUCGUCGGGAUAUAAGGUGAUCCACAUAACAGGCCGGCUUCGCCUCAGAGUGUCGCUGUCCCACGGGAGGACCGUCCCCAGCCAAAUCAUGGGUCUCGUGGUUGUGGCUCAUGCCUUGCCUCCCCCUACGAUCAAUGAAGUCAGAAUUGACUGCCAUAUGUUCGUCACUCGAGUAAACAUGGACCUCAAUAUCAUUUACUGUGAAAAUAGGAUUACUGACUACAUGGAUCUGACUCCUGUAGACAUCGUAGGGAAAAGAUGCUACCACUUCAUCCAUGCCGAAGACGUGGAAGGCAUCAGGCACAGUCACCUGGACUUGCUGAAUAAGGGUCAGUGUGUGACCAAGUACUAUCGCUGGAUGCAGAAGAAUGGAGGUUACAUCUGGAUACAGUCUAGCGCCACCAUAGCCAUUAAUGCGAAGAACGCGAAUGAGAAGAACAUCAUCUGGGUGAAUUAUCUUCUCAGCAAUCCAGAGUACAAGGACACACCCAUGGACAUUGCGCAACUCCCACAUUUGCCAGAGAAAGCUUCAGAAUCCUCAGAGACAUCCGACUCAGAGUCAGACUCUAAAGACACCUCAGGUAUUACAGAGGACAACGAGAACUCCAAGUCCGACGAGAAGGGCAAUCAGUCCGAAAACAGCGAAGAUCCAGAGCCUGACCGCAAGAAGUCAGGCAGCGCGUGCGACAACGACAUGAACUGCAACGACGACGGUCACAGCUCCAGCAACCCGGACAGCCGUGACAGCGACGACAGCUUCGAGCACUCGGACUUUGAACACCCCAAGGCGGCCGAGGACGGCUUCGGCGCGCUGGGCUCCAUGCAGAUCAAAGUGGAGCGCUACGUGGAGAGCGAGGCAGAUCUGCGGCUGCAGCCCUGCGAGUCCCUCACGUCGGACAGCGCCAAGGACUCAGACAGCGCGACAGAGGCGGGCGCGCAGGCGUCCAGCAAGCACCAGAAGCGCAAGCGGCGGCGGAAACGGCAGAAGGGCGGCAGCACCAGUCGCCGGCGCCUGUCCAGCGCGUCCAGCCCAGGCCUGGACGCCGGUCUUGUGGAGCCUCCGCGGCUGCUGUCUUCGCCGCACAGCGCUUCGGUGCUCAAGAUCAAGACAGAGAUCGCCGAACCCAUCAACUUCGACAACGACAGCAGCAUCUGGAACUACCCACCCAACCGGGAGAUCUCCAGGAACGAGUCCCCAUACAGCAUGACCAAGCCCCCCACCUCCGAGCACUUCCCAUCCCCCCAGGGCCAGGGAGGCAGCAGCGGAGGCGGGGGAGCGCUACACGUGACCAUCCCCGACUCGGUCCUCACCCCACCGGGCGCUGAUGGCACUGCUGGCCGCAAGACUCAGUUCAGCGGAACAGCCCCGGUGGCCUCUGAUCCACUGUCGCCCCCGCUCUCGGCGUCCCCGCGGGACAAGCACCCUGGAGGCGGGGCGGGGAGUGGUGGGAGUGGCCCUGGUACGUCCAACUCCUUGCUGUACACUGGGGACCUGGAGGCUCUGCAGAGGUUGCAAGCGGGCAAUGUCGUGCUUCCGCUGGUACACCGGGUGACCGGGACCCUGGCGGCCACCAGCACAGCCGCACAGAGGGUCUACACCACAGGCACCAUCCGCUACGCACCGGCUGAGGUGACCCUGGCCAUGCAGGGCAACCUGCUACCCAAUGCGCAUGCUGUUAACUUCGUGGACGUUAACAGCCCAGGCUUCGGCCUCGACCCCAAGACGCCCAUGGAGAUGCUCUACCACCACGUGCACCGACUCAACAUGUCAGGACCAUUUGGCAGCGCCGUGAGCGCGGCCAGCCUCACACAGAUGCCAGGUGGCAACGUGUUCACCACGGCUGAGGGACUCUUCUCCACGCUGCCCUUCCCGGUCUACAGCAACGGAAUCCACGCGGCACAGACUCUGGAGCGCAAGGAGGACUGAGCGGGCCCCACUCAGGAGGCAUCGUCGUUUUCGUUUAGACCUUUCAUUCUAGCACUUUGAAUUUGAGCUGGCCAGCGUCUUCUCGCAACACGGUGGCCCCAUUCCACCCCCCUCUUUCUUUCAGUGGACUUAUUCUUUCUUGUAAAGACGUUUAUUUUUUGCCUUCAGAGGGUCAGAUGACCGGUUGCCUGCCAUUUUGUCUUCUAAGAUGUGUGUUGGGUUGUUUGGCUUUCCUUUGCAUCUUUAUUAAGAUGUCUUUAAUGUGUAUAUGCCUCUGCCAUAGAAUACUCAGUCUUGUGGUCAAGAGAUUUCUCAAGUGACAACCAUUGGGUUUUUCUUCCUAAAGAUCUUGAUAUGAUCAAGAUGGAAAGACAAGCAUAAAUGAUUGUGCCCUGUUUGACUAAGUCAAAUGAAAUGGGGUGGGUGGUUUUUUUGUUUUCCUGUUCCUAAUUCCUUUGAAAAUAGGGAAAUAGUAUUUUAGAAUUUUAUGCAGAAUUUAAUUCUUUUUAUGAUUAAGAUUUUAAGAUUUUUCUUACUUGCACAUAAAAUAAUUUGGGUUCUUAAACUUAAUUUCUGGCCUGUGACUAGAAUUUUUUUUUUAAAAAAAAAAAACAAAGUUGGACUAAGUGUUAAUUACUGAAACAUUAACUUAAUUUCUAAAACCAUGGUGCUAUCAUUUAUUAAUCUAUAAUGUCUUCAUACAAAAUACAGCUCCCGGGCUGGAUUUUGGAAAAGAAAAUGUGUUCUGUCCUGGUCUGGAGUCCCGUUGCUACAGUCAGUCUCCUUGGUUAGUUAAGACAGAGCCCUCAUUAACAUUUGCUGCAGAACUUAAAAAGUUGUUUUACCUCCCAACUAACAAACAUAGCCUCACUUUCAAUUUUAUGGGUCAGUAAAGCCCUGUUCAAAGGGGGCUUUCGGACAACUCAGACUGAUCUGAGGAACAGUUGAAGUACAUACUGCCAUUUUUGAGAUUCUUUUUUCCUUACUCAGUCUAACUGAGGCUGAUUUUUCACAACUUCAGUAACACUUCAGAGUAAAAGGAGGAGGAGAAAUAUUUAACACGCUCUUUGUUUAUUUGGGGUUUUUUGUUUGUUUGUUUGUUUCUAUUUCUGCUAAGAAAAAAACAGGUUGUAUUGGGGGGGGGAGUGCUGAUUUGAUGGAAUUUAUUUCCCUUUGAUUCUUAUUUGAGUUGAAACCAACAAGUUUUUAAAACUAAAGAAUGGGUUAAUAAGCUUCAGACAGAUUAACUGCAACUGAAAACCGCACAUUCAAUGAAAAAAGAGAAAAAAAGGAAAAAAGAAAAAGGAAAAGAAAAAAGAGCCUAUUUUGUCUUCGUUGCCAGAAAUCAGUGUGGUGUCAAACACUCCAAGUGACUGUCCAGUGUCGACUCUUCUCCCACUUCAUUUAUGGCAGCAUCCAAUCCCAGAUGUGAGAACUGUGACGUGUGCAGCGUGUAGUGUCCUUGGCCGUGGGUCCCAUUGCAGUUUCUGUGUGUUCCUAUAUGCAGUGUAUGCUAAGCUACUGUAGUCGUUUUGUCCCCGUCUUCUCCGUGCUCUGUCUCUAGUGGAGUGGCACAGUCCCAUUCCUGCAGUCCUAGUGAAUCGGUGACUCUUGGGGGUUAGUGGGUUUGUGUGGUGGCCUUUCCCUGUGAUGUCACCCAUAUGCUUCUAUUGUCUGCGAAUCCUGUCUUACUUUUCCAAAUCACUGCUGUUUCCUUUGCUGUUGUAUACUCUCCCUGCCUCCCCUGGUCUUUCCCUGUCUCCCCUUUCUCUCCUCUGCUUCCCUUCCCUGAUACCCCAAAUCUAUGUCAUUCUCAGAGAUAAAAAAGAAAAAAAAAGACUCUUAACUAGCUCAAGGUUAAUGGAGCCAUCUUUCCCACAACGGAAUUCUGGGUCUGACUUUCUCUGUGGAGUACUACACAGCACUGAAGAAUAAUGCUCAGAUAUAUUGACUAAAUUGAUGCCAUGCAGCCUCAGCUGUUAACAUUCCCAGAGUCCCUUGUGCUCUACCUAUAAGCAGUGGGUGCUUUUCUUUGCUUUUCUUUCAGGUUGGCUGAUGGAGCAGUAUAUAAAGCAAUUACCAGUUAAACAGAAAAUUAUUUCAAAGGCCAACAUUUUUUUAAACAAAAUGGGAGGGGUUAAUGGAAUAUAGAAUUGUCAUAUAUAUUUGUUUAUUCGUGCAAUGCUAAUAUAGUAACUCAGCUGUCCUUUGACUUGUCACUGUGCUGAGUGGAUUCCUCUAGAACUCUGGAUUCCAUUGAUUGGGCCCAGGCCACGGUGGAAUAAUAACAGAGGGAAGUUAAAUGCCACAGAGCUUAGCACUGAGCUUCCUUGAAGGACUUAAAUCAGUUUAGAAGAUGAAGAAAGCCGAUGGAGAAAUUUAAAGAUUAGUUUUGGAAGCUGUACUCUAGCUAUCGAACAAUCAAGGGAAUGCACCUAUCAGCUACAAAGAACAGCCAGACAGCUGGGUUUUCCUUUCCUUUUAUAAAUGUUUCUGUGUUGUGUCAAAAUGAUUUCUGGUGAUUUAAACUAACAGAUAAUCACAGCCGCUGUCCAAAUCCAUAGUGUUUAAAAAUUACAAAAUGAAAAAAAAAAACCACUUCAUUACCUGUGAAGACUGUGUCUGUGUUUUUAACUAUUUCUUGUACAAAUAUAUGAAAACUUUUAUGAGGAGACUGGUGCCACGUAGCUGAAUAAUGGGGAAAGGGAUCUUCUGUUCGUAAAAACCUUAGCAGUGUUACCAACUCUACAGUAUAUAUAUAAAAAUAAUUAAAACGUUACAAAGCGACAGCUAUGCUACAUUUGUUUUGUGUGAAUCUAACCGGACUUAACCUCCUGAGUGCCUGGCUUAUUUUGAAACAUUCUUUUCAUUGACCAUUGAUAAUGCUGCAAAUCAGAAAUGUACAUACUUCAUUUACAACAGGGUUCUUUUUAUACUUUUGUAGAUUCUCAUACAUGUCACACACAUGGUUGUCUUUAUGUAACUUAAUUUUUUUCAUCUGCAGGUGCCAUUUUCAUAAUAAACUUCUCUUGGAUUUGUUA
This is a messenger RNA of Rattus norvegicus (Norway rat), 18206 nucleotides long. NCBI's taxonomy places the organism in Eukaryota, Metazoa, Chordata, Mammalia, Rodentia, Muridae. The record is from RefSeq and is a predicted model, not a curated record.